This is a messenger RNA of Symsagittifera roscoffensis, 3057 nucleotides long. Its product is annotated as homeobox protein homothorax-like. Gene Ontology annotation, biological process: positive regulation of cell population proliferation; embryonic pattern specification; animal organ morphogenesis. NCBI's taxonomy places the organism in Eukaryota, Metazoa, Xenacoelomorpha, Acoela, Convolutidae. The transcript has 13 exons. Bases 463 to 2592 code for a protein of 709 amino acids. The record is from RefSeq and is a predicted model, not a curated record. Gene Ontology annotation, molecular function: RNA polymerase II cis-regulatory region sequence-specific DNA binding; DNA-binding transcription activator activity, RNA polymerase II-specific.
UACUAUCUUGACUGAAUGAAUUGUAAAAGUCUAGAUAUAGACGGGACGGACCAUUCGAUUGAUUCGACUAUUCUGAGCAAUCAAAUUCAAUUCAAUUCAAUGAAUGAAAAUAAAGCAGACCUUUUCUCUUUGUUAGCUUAGGGCGGAUUCCUUCUAUUACUAUACUAUACUUCACCCCAGAGCACUUUUUACUUUACCUGAAAUUAAUCAAACUUACUUCUGAAAAAAGUCGGCCUGCGUUUGCAAAUUUAAAAAAAAUUGUACUCUUUUGUAAAAAAAAUCCUUUGAUUUCUAUUGGUUAUUUUUUGGAUAUCGAGAUUGGCAAGUUAGUACUCGGAUAGUAUUGGAGUAUAGUUAGACAGUUGGAGAUUUUGAAAAGAGAUUUUUUGACAGAAAUUCUUUACUUUCUGUUGUUACAAUUUGUCAAAACUGUCUCGAAUCUGUCGAAGGUAAUCACGAGCGAUGAACGGACUUAGGUUUGAAGACCAGCCUCAAGUUCCCUGUCAGUACCCCUUAACUAUAGACAGCGGAGGAGGAGCGGGGGGUUCAAUCACCCCUUUCGAAUCAAACCCGGGGGUUCAACCCAGUUCCCUUCUCAACGCCAACGGUGGAUACCACCCGACACCCGGUAGUGCCACCGGGUCAACCACGCAACAGCAGUCUUCAUCUGCCGGCGGUGGAGCCGCACAACAAGCAUACACUCCUCAUCCCGUGUCGGUGUCAGUCCCCCCUCACGGGACCUCGACUGGGGGUGUGUUGCAGUCGGGGGUUGUUCCAGGGGGGCAUCAUGGGAGUAUGGGGGGAGUGACUCCCCAUGGCCAAGACGGAUGCGUGCAGGAUAAAGAUUCGGUUUACAACCACCCCCUGUUCCCCCUGCUGGAUCUGGUGUUUGAGAAGUGUGAGCUGGCCACCUGCACCCCCAGAGAGCCAGGAAUGAGUGGGGCUGACAUCUGCUCCUCCCACUCUUUCACAGAAGACAUUCACCACUUCUCAAAACAACUGUUCGAGGGAAUGAGCAACGAGAAGAGCAAUGUGUACAGCGACCAAGACACCGACUCAUUGAUGUUGCUGGCAAUUCAAGUCCUUAGACUUCAUCUUCUUGAGUUGGAAAAGGUGCAUGAACUUUGUGACAACUUCUGUGAGAGAUACAUAGAAUGUCUCAAGACCAAAAUGCCGAUGGAUUUGAUAGUCGAAGACAAAGAAGGGACGACCUCAUCUGCAACUGUAUCUACAAACUCCACGUGUUUAACCAACUCGAGUAGUAGUGCAGUGGGCAGUAUGUCCAGUAAGCCUAACAGGGUUCCAUCUACAGGCAAUGAUGACACUAAUAGCACGAAUGACUUCGAAGAGUUCGCGCCGCCCUCUUGUAAUGACAUGAACGACACGGACGUCCUGUCUCCGUCGCUCACCAACUUUUCCUCGUCCUCCGGCGGGAUACCACGUGAUCACCAUUCAAACCACGUGACCAAAUGCACGACUUCCAAUCCGAACAACCUUCCCGACUUCCUUCCAAACUCAUUCGGCCUCUCGGCUUCAAAUAUCGACCAAUCACAGCAGUCCAUUAACUGCAACCAACUUCCUUCAGUGCACCAUUUGUCAACGAACCAAUCAGCGACCUCCAAAAUCAACCAAUCAAAUUCCGCUCUCAACAUUUCGAACAACGUUUCCUCAACUCAUGGAAACUCCACACAACUUUCCUUAAAUGGAAACAUAGGCACGAAUAAUUCCAAGCACGACUCUAACAAGUACAAUAGUGCCAUAUAUGGAAAGGAUUCGAGCAAAUCGACAAAACAUGGCCUGGAUAAAAACGGAAACACCAAAAAAUCUCAGUCGCAAAAUUCGUCUCCAGAAGUGUCCGAUCGUUCCGAUAGCUUCAGUCCCGUAAACACAAACAACACGACAAACAAUGACUCAUCGGGGGGUGGGGCUACCAACAACCACAACAACAAUCAGGGAGUGACGUCACCCACAGGGUCAGAUGAGUCCAUGGACCCCAAGAAACCCCAGAAGAAGAGGGGAAUAUUCCCCAAGACUGCCACUAAUAUCAUGCGGGCAUGGCUCUUCCAACACUUGACGCACCCCUAUCCUUCGGAAGAGCAGAAGAAACAACUGGCCCAAGACACCGGACUGACAAUCCUACAAGUUAAUAACUGGUUCAUAAAUGCGAGACGUAGAAUUGUGCAGCCGAUGAUCGAUCAAUCCAACAGAGCAGGCAUGCCAGCGGCAUACGCGGCCGAUGCUUCGCAAAUGGGAGCAUUUAUGCUAGAUGGACAACAGGCUCCAUACCAUCUCAGACAUCAUCCAAUGAUGCAUGCCGCAGCAACUCUGGCUCAUGGUGGUAACCCAGGAGCAGACAUGGCAGCCGCCACUCAAUUCGCAGCCGGCUAUCCGGGAGCAGCGGCCGCGGCAGCCUCUGGAUUCCACCACCACCCCUCCCAGGCGGCCAUGUUGAUUCCUGGACACCCCCACGCGGCUAUGAUGAUGCCCCCUCAUGCAGCGGCCGCACUGCACCACCAGCAUUAUCAGCAGCAGGUAUGUGCUUUAAUGGAUCCGAUGACUACACAACAUGUGAUGGAUUCGAUCCACUCCUAGUUCCAAAUCCAAUCCGACCAAUCAGAAAGCGUGAUUUAUUAUCCAAUCAGAUCACGCCGUUCGAAACUGACACUGGUCGACCUACCUUAUAUGGUAACGGGCGACUACCAAAUACAAAUGGUGCUAAAUCUAUUUAAAUUUCUCAAAUUUUCUCUAUUCAAAAAACUUUUUCUAUCAAUGUGUACUACAACUUAUAUUACCCAAAACUGAUUUUCUGCUUCAAACUACAAGUUAUUAUUCAUUGAUCGUUAUUUAAAUUUUACUGCCAUUUCUACCUGAAAACGUUUUCAUAAAAACAGUUUCAGAGAUUUUUGGUUAUCGGGCUUUAAAUUAGUAAUAAUUUUUGUAUUCAUUUCUCAGCUUUUGUUAUAAAUUUUAGAUUUAUUUUGCUCUUGCUCAAUCUGAUUUAAAUGAGAUGUAGUUUUUCAUGUUUCAAAACCGAUUAAGUUGCUAAUGCAAAUCUCU